Anopheles stephensi (Asian malaria mosquito) is the source of this 5320-nucleotide messenger RNA. Its product is annotated as CCAAT/enhancer-binding protein-like. Gene Ontology annotation, biological process: DNA-templated transcription; regulation of transcription by RNA polymerase II. Gene Ontology annotation, molecular function: DNA-binding transcription factor activity, RNA polymerase II-specific; RNA polymerase II cis-regulatory region sequence-specific DNA binding. Lineage: Eukaryota; Metazoa; Arthropoda; Insecta; Diptera; Culicidae. Bases 1384 to 2757 code for a protein of 457 amino acids. The transcript has a single exon. The record is from RefSeq and is a predicted model, not a curated record.
GAGUGCGUGCGGAUCGCCAUCGCGGAUCGGUGGUGGUAGUGGCGUAUGCGUCCAACCCGGAGCGGCAGUGAUAGUCGUGUUGCUACACCGCUGUUGGCUCACUCUCGUUCAAACAGCGCAACCGAUCGCACACGUCUGCUGCUGCUGCUGCUGCGCGCGCACACACAGGCUCCCCAAUCUGGGAAGUUAGGUACGGCAAACCGAUCGGUCGGGUCGCAAUCGUUGACGACUGAUCCCCCCGGUAUUCAUUUGUUCAAUCGGUGCGAGCGUGAGAAGCCCACGCGCGCCAACAACAAAAAUAAGUGAGCCCCGAAGUGAGAGUGAGAGCUGAGUCGGUGCAAACAAAAAAAAAAAAGCCGAAAGUAGGGACGGUGAGACAGUGGAAAAGUCGGUGGAAUCGGGCCAUUUGGAAUCACCCCCAGCGAAGUGACCCCCUACCCUACUACUACCACUACUAGCACCAUUACUACUACCACCACCUUCGUGGCUACUAAGCGGGAAAGUCACACACAGAGAGUGAGAGUGAGAGAAAGAGCGCCGGAGUGAGCGAGUGAGCGUCCACCGGGUGAGUGAGUGUGCGAGAAAGCGAGCGCACACGCAAGCGAAAGAAGCAGUUUGUUAAUAUAUAACAAGUUGCAUCAUAGUCUUAAGACUUCAGUCUUAAGAAAGUGUACCGUCCACCAACAUCUUUCGCAAAAAAAGCACCACGUACGCGGAAAACAAAACAAGCCGCGCGACGCGUUCUACAGCUGUUUACUACGCGCUAGAAUUGUUCGCGCUUUUUCGAGUGUUUUUAAUUUGCGUGUGUUUUUUGCUUUCGAAAAUUUUCGAACAUCGAAGUGUAAACAAUUCGGGCUAAAUGCUUCCUUGAUGUUCGCUGUCAGGAGCGGUGUAAUUGGUGUCGGCUGUGGACUGUACCGCAAGAUGGAGAACGUUACAACCGGUUGAAUCAUGGAUUAUUUCUACUUCUGGAUCUACAACAAAUGAGGACCGUUGUGAUGACAAAGUUGUGGUGCUAGUGAAUGCUUUUUGAAAUUGAUUCCGGCAGUGCUGUGUAAGCGUUGAGCAAACUUGACACAGUUGUUCUUGUGGUGUCUGAAUAUCUCAGAAAACGGACUGCGUGUGCUGGACCAGUGCAAUACGGGAAGAAAUUUGUUUGCGCUGUGAUAGGUGUGCAAUCGUAGUGUGAGAUUUUUUUCCCCACCGAGAAGAAUAGUAUCAGUGCAAUAUUUCGUGGCUGCCCUGCGGGAAGAAACAAACGCCUUUAUCGUCCUUAUCCUAGCCCACGACAAGCUUCCCUAGUGAGUGUAUGUGAGCGAUAGUGAGUGUGCGCUUUCCCUUCAUGUGUUAACCCUCUGGCAGCCAAGCAAGUGUCGCAAAAAUAUGGAAUCGCCUCAAAUGUACGAUACGAAUCAAAUCCAAGUGCGCAGUGAUAUCAAGAAGCUAACGAUGGCCGCGAACAAUAAUGUGAACGGUACGAACGGCACGGCCAACGGGGCCUCGCCGACCAACAACAACUCCCCGACGGCGAUUAAUCAGAACACGCUGGCGCUGAAGCAGCAGCAACAGCAGCAGCAACAUCAGCAGUCCCAGCAACAGGUUCAGCAGCAGGUUCAGCAGCAAGUCCAGCAGCAGCAGGUUCAGCAGCAGACCCAACAGCAGCAACAGGUCCAGCUUGGGCAGCUUCCAAGCAAUGGAGCGUCUGGCCUGCUUUCCAACGGGAACCUGCUGUCGAAGCAGAUGCUGCAGCAGAUCCAGUACUCCCAGUCCGAGCUGGACGAGCUAACGUCACAAGAGAUCUCGCUCGACCUGCAGCACCUGAUCGACGAUCAGUUCCGUGACCCGGAAGCGUUAGGCAUCUUCACCGAGAUGGUCACGGUCGGCAGUACGAACGGGACGAUGGCGAACCCGUUGGUGCAGACGGCCGCCGCCAAGGCUCUCCAGCUUCAGCAGGCUCGGCUCUCCCAACACACGAACGGUGGCAAUAGCUACCAGCGAUCGUUGGCGUACAUGCCUCAGCCUGUACAUACCGGAGCGGCCUACGGAAGCACCUCCAGUGAUGAGAACAGUUCCGUUGGAUCCUCGGCCGACUCGGCGAACAUCAAAGAAGAGCCCGUAGAUCCUAACGAGUACCGUCGGCAACUGCUCGCCAAUGGAGGCUCCGGUGGAGCUCAGUUCAUGGGCACCAUCAACGGUUACCAGGGACUACCAGGGUCGGGCGGAGGCACAGCUGGCGGCGGCGGUGGUGGUGGUGGUGCGACACCAAACGGAGUGUCCGGCCCCUUGGGAUCGGCCGGCGGUACCACCCCCAACUACGUCACCAACGGGAACGGGAACAGCUUCUCCAGCCUAACACCAGCCACCGUCCUACACCAUCAGGCCCUGCCCCACCUAUCCGGAGCCGCCCACCUGGCGAACCUUACCAAACACAGCAAAAUGCUACCGCACGUCGGUCGCAAAACGCAGCAGAAAAUCGUCGACAAGGGCACGGACGAGUAUCGGAGGCGACGGGAACGCAACAACAUUGCCGUCCGGAAGUCGCGCGAGAAGGCGAAGGUGCGGUCGCGCGAGGUGGAGGAAAAGGUGAAAACGCUGCUCAAGGAGAAGGACGUGCUGAUCCGCAAGAUCGAGGAGAAGAACAACGAGAUCGCACUGUACAAGCAGCUGUACAUGCACCUGAUGAACCACAGCAAUCCGGAGAUCAACCAGAUCUGUCGCAGUGCGCUGAACCUGUCCAACAUGGGCGACCACAUGUGAUCGGUAGACUCCCGUGCCGCGAUCCCUCCGCUGUAAAUAUGUGCGUGCGUGUGUGUGUGUGACCAAGAAAACUCUACACCACCGUCGUCCGAUCGGGCUCGAUCGUCUGCCGCCAGGUUUUAUCUCACUUUUUCCCAAAUAGCCUUACGCAGUCGAUCGGCGAUCGGGUCGUCGGGAUUGGGAUCGUUUUUGCCUUCCCCCGAUAUAGCGAGUUCCGUCUCCCGAAGAUUCCGCGUGGCGUUUUGUACCACGAACCAAAGACAACAGAGACUCUGCAUUCUUCCUGAGGAAAUUUUACUGGAAAGAAUCGAGCCAACCUAGACACGCAGACAACGCGAAACGCGGAAGUACGGGGAGAAACUGAGGAAUGCUUUAGGGGAGUGAAAACGAGUUUCGGUCGAACCUGGGCAGCUCGGAGUUACCACCGCCACACACGGACGCUGUGUGUGACAAGCAAAUUUGUGCGUGUUGGAAGGAACUUAAAUACCUGUACAUAGUGUUUAAGAGAUAUUCGUGUUUAUUUUCUAUGUUAUUAAUGUUAUUGUAAUUGUAUGCGCAGUGUGCAAAAGGCAUUGCCGACAGUGAGGACAAGGACAAGGGCAACACAACCAGGGGGGGGGGGGGCUGGGGAGACGCUGUAGAAUAAUACGUAGAAGACGAAGAAGUAAGCACGUUCGACUCUUACCUACUUAAGAACUGCACAAAGAUUUAUAUACACCGUGGGACAGCUGUUGAUAAGACUUGAUUAGUUUUGUUUGGUUUACUUCUUUUUUGUUUCUAUUUUGUUCCUUUUUAUUAUUUACUUUUGUAUUCUGGUGCAUUUGUUACUUUUCUUUUCCUUUUUUCUCUAACCAUUUCCUAAAUGUGAAAAGAUUUAUAUAAAAGGACCUCUCUUCAGUACUUUAUUUUCCUCUUCUUUUUCUAUUUGGCUAUGGAGCUAUUCACACUAUAGUUAAUCCUUGUAAGACUGACGUUCCUAUGGCUCAUCUUUCAAACUUCAUUCUCUUCUGUUUCUUCUGCUCUUUUUUUUCCUUUUGUUCCUUGUUUUUCUUUAUUCUCUUUUUUCUUUUCUCUUGUAUCACCUUCACCAUCUCGUUUUUCUUUUAUUUUUGGUUCUUUCACUUUCCUGUUUUUUUUUCUAUUUUUCUCAUCUAUUAUUUUAUUUGGCUCCUAAAACCUUCAUUUAAUCCUUUUCUUUAUUUUUAAUUUUCAUACUUCUUAUUCUAUGAUUUUACACGAUGCCCACUUUUCGGUUUCCUAGUUCUGAUUUUUCUUUUCAAUGAAAAUGCUCUCUUUCAUCACUUUUAUGCAUUAUUGUUCUUGUUUUCUUCAGAGUUUUUUCUUCUUUUUCCUUCAUAUUAAUCCAUUAAUUUCCAUUCUUUUAUACUUUUGUUUUCUCUUCUACCUGUUUCCUUCCAUCCAUCUGUCACUUCUACGUUCUCUUAUUUAACAAAAGACAUCAUUUGCAAUCUUUUUUUCUUCUUUUGUUCCCCUCCCUUGUUUAACUAACUCUAAUCAGGGCAGUAGAAAAGUUUAGUACCAGUAAUGUAAAUACAAGCAAACAGCACCGUACUCCAAAAACGUAACCUGCUUAUUGGAAGGAGAAAAAAAAGCGUAUAAUAUCGUUACCAGCGUGUGUACGCACUCCGCAACACUCUGCAGCAGCAGCAGUAUCGGUCUCUGACAUCAUUCUGUAAGUCGAUUAGAAUAUUAGGUGAAACGCACAUCAUCCACCACGGCGGCUCUAGCCAACGAACCGGGUAACCGGGUUCGAGAAACAUGAAACAUGAAGCAAUGGAACCGAGCGAUAAGUAAGCCGUUGGGGGUUGAAUAUUUAACAAAAAAAACUGGAGUGCGAGUUUGCUCCUGAUGUGAAAUGAAAGUGAAAGAGGAAGUCGCUGGUCAUUGCGAAGGUUUGCACAGUGACAACGAGCGAACGCAGCGAAACGCAAUCGAGGGAUCGAGAUACCGAAAUGAAACCGAAGAUAAAUUAUGAAAAUGGAUGAAACCGUGUUGCUAGUGAUGAUUGAUGCGUCCUACGAAUCGAAACUUUAAGUUACCAGAAUGUAGAAAAUAAUAUGCGAACAUUGGAAGCUCCUGCACCGAAAUAUGUUAGACAAAAUCACGUUCACUAGAUUCCCUCGUCACUUUCCUAUGAUCGUUCUGUUUAUUUUUUGUGUCUAAUGCGUUCAUUUUCCUUUAUUUUCUCGUGUUUGUGAAACAUUAUUGGACAGUUAUUCCAUCACAGUGACCAAUUUUGUGUAAAGAAAAUAAAAAUGUUCAACCAGUAAAACUUUGCAUAAAGAAAAUCGCAUACAUAGGAGUACAGUGUAAGUAAAACAGGAAAGGCAGCAGUGCAAAAUGCGUCAAACGGUCUCUGAUAAUAAAUGAUAGUUAAAUUGUAUACACCCUGUACACCCUGUAAAACACCACCACCUUUCUUCUCAGCUUGUGAUGGCAUACAAACUCCCCUUUGUAGUUAGCUGACUAGUAAUCGAUCGAAAAUCUACAUACACACGGGCUGAAUAAGUGUAAUAAACUCAUUUAAAAUAUGAAAAAAAAA